Messenger RNA from Caenorhabditis angaria, 393 nucleotides. Lineage: Eukaryota; Metazoa; Nematoda; Chromadorea; Rhabditida; Rhabditidae. The record is from the annotation of a GenBank genome assembly.
AUGCGUUUUGCUUUCAUUAUUCUCUCAAUAUUUGCUAUUGCACUAUCUUCAAAUUUAGAUCCAUAUUCCGAAACAGAAAAGUUUCUUUUAAGUUACUGGGAUCAUUUGAAAGCUAAAAACUACACAAUUAUCGAUCCGGAAUUUGUUGGAUUUGUGGAUAAUGUGACCUACAACAAAGAAGAAUUAAUCAAAAAAAUCGGGAAUCCCGGAAAAAUGCCUGAUGAUGAAAUACCAAAACUCAAUGUGACAAAUGCAAUUUUCGACGCGAAGGGAAUUUUGAAAUUUAAUAUAAAAAAUUAUGGUCACAUCUCAAAAUUCACUGCGAAACCGAAUGCUAAUAUUAAAGGGGGCUAUGCACUUUUCAAAUUAGAGACUCGAAGACGCAUUCAAUAA